GAUUGAAUGGCUGAUCUCUGUUUGUGCAGCGAUUUCUAAAUGCAUAACAGCAACAGGUGUUUCGUACCUGAGCACUGAAACGGAGCGUGUUCAUUGACUGAGCUUCUUCAGUUUGUGUGCAGUGAAUGUCGUGAUGGUGUGAUGCUGGUGCGAUGAGUAAAGAAAUAAAAGCGAUCGAUGGUAGUACGGUGCAUCGGAUAUGCUCCGGACAAGUAGUUCUAAGCUUGGCCAUAGCUGUAAAAGAGUUGGUCGAAAACAGCAUUGACGCAGGAGCAAAAAACAUCAGUGUCAAAUUGAAGGACCACGGCAGCAAACUUGUCGAAGUCGUCGACGAUGGGGAAGGAGUCGACGAGUCGAAUUUCGCCGCUCUCACCCAGAAGUACCACACGUCAAAGCUGCGCCAGUUUUCUGACCUCGAAGACGUGGCAACCUUUGGCUUCCGAGGGGAGGCUCUGAGUUCCCUCUGUGCACUUUGUGAUGUCACAAUUGCAACCCGUCACAAGGAUGCUGCGCAAGCAACACUGCUCAAAUACGACCACCACGGUGUCAUCACUUCCAAGUCACCCUGCGCCAGGGAUCGGGGCACCACGGUGAGCCUGCACAACCUGUUCACCACCCUGCCUGUCCGGCACCGAGAGUUUCUGGCCAACCUGAAGCGAGAAUUUGGCAAGAUGGUCACCCUGCUGACAGGCUACUGCCUCGUUGUCACCGAAGUCAACAUCUCAUGUGUCAACUUCACCGAAGGAGGACGCAAGCAAGUCAUCCUCAACAGCCAGGGUUCGCAGGCAGUUCGUGAGCGAAUAGCAACCGUGUAUGGUGCGAAAGAGGCUGCAAAGCUCCUGGAAAUACAGCAGUGCGCUCCCACUGAGGACAUACUGGAAGAGUUUGCACUCACGAAGUAUCUGGCUGAAGCUCCAAGCACAAGGAUAGAGGGCUACAUCUCCUCCUGUGCUCAUGGUUCAGGCCGAAGCUCUGCGGACAGGCAAUUUGUCUUUGUCAAUUCUCGGCCUUGCGAGAUGCCAAAACUCACAAAACUGGUGAACAGUACGUACCACACGUUCAAUCGUGACCAGUACCCAUUCCUGUUGAUCAACAUUCAUCUCGAAAGACAUUCUGUGGAUGUAAAUGUGACACCAGACAAGCGUUCAGUAUUCGUUCAUCACGAGAAGUACCUUUUAGCUAUUGUCAAGUGCUCACUCUUGGCUAUGUUCCGGCCAGUCGCAGCUACAUACGAGAGGCAGAGCCUUUCGUUGUCGCCUGCGUUGUCACAGUCGCAACAGAGUCCGAUGUCUUCCUACCUGAGCCCGCGGCUGCAGAACUUAAUACCUGCUGACAAGGGUGCAUUUAGCACUCCAGUGAAACGAACAUCGUCUGCACUGGGCACUCCAACUGUCAAGUCAUCUGCUGGUCUGCAGAGCUUCAAGUUUCGUCGGCUAGAAAGCAGGAGCCGUUUGCCGUUCACACCUCCAUCUAGCGACUCCUCGCCAAGCUGCUCCCAGUCCACAGUUUCUGCAAAUACUCAAGGUUCAAGUACAUCAGAGUCUCUCGAACCUCUGUGCUCGGACGAGGAAGUGCUGCUUGAGGACCCUGCUGGUCUUUGGAGCUCACCUGAGAACAUUGGGAGUCUCCGUAGGAGAGCUAAAGUGUCACCUGACAUCGGCAGCCUCACACCAUCUGGCAACACUAAAUGCCGAGAUGGCUCGCCACCUCUGGCAUUGCAUGAUUCGACAACACAAGGUGCACAGCGCAGUGAAGAAGGGCAGCCAGGGCCAGCCACAAGAUUUGGCUUCAAUGGAACCAUGGAAGUAGAAUCUGAAGGAACUGCUGAAGAUGAAGGUGGCGACAACUUAGAAGAAAACAACAGCUUGUGCAGUGUGGAAAACGAAGAGAAACCGCAGGAUGAUGAGACAGACAAAGCCUCUAACAUCAGCUGUAAGAGCCUAGCCCAGCGUAUCAGCAGUGCGAAAUGGGAUUCAUCUAACAAACCUGCUGCGGAAAAGUUAUCUCGAGGUUUCCGGGCAGCCAUCACACCUUCUGAUAAUGCGGCAGCUGAGAAUGAACUGAGUAGGCAGAUUAGCAAGGACAUGUUUGAAGAGAUGAAGAUAAUUGGCCAGUUUAACCUCGGUUUCAUCAUCGCACAACUCGGCGAAGACCUCUUUAUUGUUGACCAGCACGCCGCCGAUGAAAAGUACAACUUUGAGAUGCUUCAGCGUGACGUCGUCAUGGAAACACAACGGCUACUUAUGCCUCAGGCACUUGAGCUCACGGCUGUUAAUGAAAUGGUCCUCACUGAAAACCUUGAGAUAUUUGAGAAGAAUGGCUUUGGAUUUGAGGUGGACGAGUCACUGCCUCUGGGCCAGCGUGUCCGGUUAGUCAGUGUCCCUGUCAGCGGCAGCUGGCAAUUCGGCAAGGAAGAUGUGGAUGAGCUCAUCUUCAUGCUGAGUGACAAUCCUCAUACUGUGUGCAGGCCAUCCAAGCUGCGUCAGAUGUUUGCCUCACGUGCCUGUCGAAAAUCGGUCAUGGUUGGAACAGCCUUGACUGUGCUUACCAUGAAAAAGGUUGUCAGUCAUCUUGGUGAACUGCAUCACCCUUGGAAUUGCCCACAUGGGAGGCCAACGAUGCGUCACCUGAUAAACAUGUCAAUCCUGCCGGACUGAGAGGUGUGUAAAUACGAUUAAAAGAGGAGGCUAACGAAGACAACACUCUUAUACGUGAAAGCACUUAGUCUUUAUUGGCUAGAACUCUGUGGCCGUAAGGUACACAAUGCAACUAAGAUGAAAAACAAAAACAAAAUAAAAGCUGUAACAAUGGUUGCACUCACAACCGGCAUAUUUAAAACAUUUUGUAAAUAAAACAGGAACUGAACACAAUACCCAAAGCAACUGAAAUCAGGCUUUCUGCAUGUAGAAAGCACCGUUUCUAAAAAAAUAUAAUCUUUUAAUCACACACGGCUGUUUACAUAAAUACAGAGAAUGUUCACAACGCACGUCACUCUGUGGCCAUUAGGUAUUCAUUACAAAUUGUGUUAAUGAGUAAACUGCAUUUUUUUUUAACCGAGAGCAUAUCAUCGAGCCAACAAAUAUGCUGUUUUUGUAUAUAUUGUAAGCAAAACCUUGAUUUUGCUGUACAGCAUC
Dermacentor silvarum is the source of this 3134-nucleotide messenger RNA. Its product is annotated as mismatch repair endonuclease PMS2-like. Gene Ontology annotation, cellular component: MutLalpha complex. The transcript is spliced from 24 exons. Bases 153 to 2657 code for a protein of 834 amino acids. Gene Ontology annotation, biological process: mismatch repair. Lineage: Eukaryota; Metazoa; Arthropoda; Arachnida; Ixodida; Ixodidae. The record is from RefSeq and is a predicted model, not a curated record. Gene Ontology annotation, molecular function: mismatched DNA binding; ATP-dependent DNA damage sensor activity; ATP binding.